AUGGCUAGUGCGACAGCAACCUUAGCCCUGUGUCAGUGCCCAUCUUCUUCUUUUUCUUCGUCUUCUUCUUCUUCUUCUCUGCGUAUGCAUGUGAGUGUUUCAUGCAGAGCCCCUCAGCUUUCAGCAUCCUCACUUGACAAAACCCUUCAUCGGAUUAAGAAUUCUGGUAUCAUAGCUUGCCUCAGAGCUAACAGUGCAGAAGUGGCCUUGGAAGCUGCAAAUGCUGCAAUAGCUGGUGGCAUUUCAGUUUUGGAGAUUGUGAUGUCGACCCCAGGUGUGUUUGAGGUUCUGCAGCAGCUGGUGAAGGAGCAUCCUACAAUGGCUCUAGGGGUUGGAACUGUUCUCAGGAUUGAGGAUGCAAAAACUGCAAUUAAUGCCGGAGCCAAAUUUCUAAUGAGUCCUGCAAUUGUUAAGGACAUUAUGGAUUACGUUAAGAGUGGUGAAAUUUUAUAUAUUCCUGGUACAAUGACUCCAACUGAAAUAUUGUCUGCAUGCGAUGCAGGUGCUAAAAUUGUAAAGGUUUAUCCAGUUUCAGCACUUGGAGGAUUUCAGUACAUAUCAGCACUCAAGAAGCCCUUUCCUCAUGUCUCUAUGGUUGCUUCUCAGGGAAUAACAAUAGAUUCUAUUGAGGAAUAUAUUUUACGAGGAGCAUCAUCAGUUGUUUUGUCAGAUGCGAUAUUUGAUAGAGACGCUAUAGCACAACAUAAUUUCAGUAAGAUAUAUGAACUUGCACAUUCUGCUUCCUUGCUGGCUAACAAAGCUGUGAAUAGUUGA
Messenger RNA from Abrus precatorius (Indian licorice), 774 nucleotides. Its product is annotated as KHG/KDPG aldolase-like. The transcript has 9 exons. Gene Ontology annotation, molecular function: lyase activity. The record is from RefSeq and is a predicted model, not a curated record. The coding region runs from base 1 to 774 and encodes 257 amino acids. NCBI's taxonomy places the organism in Eukaryota, Viridiplantae, Streptophyta, Magnoliopsida, Fabales, Fabaceae.